AUGCAGUACCUCUGCAGGUGCAAGAACUUCCAUGAACUCGCUGUACCGACUCCCCAGACGUUUCGGCGAACUUAUGCAAUCCACGCUGCCAGCGCGCCAACUUUUCAGGUCUUCAACCGACGCACUAAGUGGCUUCAGAAGGAGCGCGCUGCAUCCCAUGUCGAAUUGAGUCGUCAGGCAGACUAUCUCAAGGAUGAGGUGGCCAUGCGACUUUGCGAAAGACUGCUUGAUAUCAAGCGACAAUUCCCCAAGGUGCUGGAUCUUGGGGCCAAUUCCUGCAACAUUGCUCGAGCCCUGACACGCGAGAAUCCCGACCCAGACCCGGCGAGACCUGUCUCCCCUCCUCUAGCCACCCGUAUCGGCGAGCUUGUGGCAGCCGACUCGUCCCACUCUCUCCUCUACCGAGAUGCCGACCUGUCUUUCAACGACGCCAUCAACAUCACACGCGAAGUCCUGCAGGACGAGGAACAGCUGCCUUACGCGCCUGCCACAUUCGAUCUGGUCAUGAGCUCCCUCAGCCUGCACUGGAUCAACGACCUGCCUAGUGUUUUGGCGCAAAUCAACAACAUUCUCAAGCCCGACGCGCCUUUUCUCGGUGCCAUGCUUGGCGGCGAUACCCUAUACGAGCUACGCACCAGCUUGCAGCUCGCGGAUCAGGAGCGGAAGGGUGGUAUCUCUCCGCACGUCAGCCCCCUUGCGGACGUCCGCGAUGUGGGCGGCCUCAUGCAACGUGCUGGUUUCAAGCUUCUAACCGUCGACGUUGAGGACAUCAUUGUGGACUACCCCGACACCUUCGCGCUGAUGGAAGACUUGCAAUGCAUGGCAGAGGGUAACGCCAUCUUGAGCCGGGAGAUGGGUCCCAUCAGCAGGGAUGUUCUGUUAGCCAAUGAGGGAAUCUACAGGGAGCUCCAUGGAAAUGCGGAUGGCAGCCUCCCAGCGACAUUUAGAGUGAUAUACAUGAUUGGAUGGCGCGAAUCCGACGACCAGGCCAAGCCACUUCCCCGGGGUAGCGGCGAGGUCAAUCUCAAAGACAUACUCGAAUCGAAAUAGAUGGUGUGCGAGAGCGACAUGCUUCAUAUACUUCGCAACUGUAGCCUCUCGAAUUGUGGUUUAUUCGACGGAGGUCUUGAGGAAUUCCUGUCGUCUUUCAGAAGCUUGCAGAUGACUCUGCAAAUUGAUGUUAUGAUUGGCCUUGGACAGCAAGACAGCAGUCGUCGACACAAAGGCCCCGCGCUCAUGGUGUUGUCAUCAAAGUUAAGUCGUGGAAUCAUGAUUCGAGUUUGAUGGACAAAAUUGAUAGACAUCAAGGAAGACUGCCGUAUGCGAAGGCACACGCUUUAUAUCACCGACAGCGGUGUAUACCAUCGUAAACUCCAUUGACGG
This is a messenger RNA of Sodiomyces alkalinus F11, 1383 nucleotides long. Its product is annotated as S-adenosyl-L-methionine-dependent methyltransferase. Gene Ontology annotation, cellular component: mitochondrion. Gene Ontology annotation, biological process: mitochondrial respiratory chain complex I assembly. The record is from RefSeq and is a predicted model, not a curated record. The transcript has 3 exons. Bases 1 to 1050 code for a protein of 349 amino acids. Lineage: Eukaryota; Fungi; Ascomycota; Sordariomycetes; Glomerellales; Plectosphaerellaceae.